Messenger RNA from Tuber aestivum (summer truffle), 3482 nucleotides. Lineage: Eukaryota; Fungi; Ascomycota; Pezizomycetes; Pezizales; Tuberaceae. The record is from the annotation of a GenBank genome assembly.
UCAUGCAAAUGUGAAAUCGGCCCGCCAAUUGUUGAUGGUGAUUGUCCCCGGAAAAAGUGAGCCUCUCUCCCUAAAAAUCUUUUCACAUCUUCUUCCACUUCCACUUCUCCCUUUCCUUCCGUUUCUUUUCCACUUCCAGUUCUUCUCUUUACAUUUCCCCGGGUUUAAUACUGCUAUCAUUCUCUCCACCCCUACCCUGCCCACUGCAUACAUACAUACGUAUCCUGCGAUAUCUACCGCUUCUGGGCUUUGGCACGGUAAGAGGAGAUCCCCCUUCACUUUCUCACUUGCGGUGCCCCCCAUUCGAUUUUUUUCUUUUCUUUUCCCUCCUUUCCAUUCUCCGCACCUUUCGUCUCACCCACUUGGUCCCGACCUUUUUACUUUGCUUGGGUUAUUGACUGCCUUCUGCCUUCUGCCGCCGGCGCCGCACUUUUGGUCCCGGGUUGGUUGCCGUACCGCCGCCGCUGCCUCUGCUUGUGUAUAUUUUCCUUCUGCUCCGCAUGCCUUCUUCCCCUACUUGACUCUCAUUGCUUCAAGGAAAAAAAAGGAGGAAGAAAGAAAGAAUAAUAAUAAAAAAAAAAUAUUAAAAAAUUGUACCCCUUCAUCACCUGUCUAUCAAUCAUCCCUCUUUUCCCUCUUCUUUUCUUUCCCUCUUCUGCAGCGAAAAUUGUCACUCCGCCAUAUUUGCCCCCCCCCCCCAAGUCUGGUACCGCCGUAGUCAACCGUCACCUGUCACUCACUUUUUGGAGGCUAGUCGUCUUCGCUUCGGUUGCAACCCUCAAUUAGUCUAGAGCCGCGACUACUCUCCUACGACAACGACCCAAGAGUUUCUGUUUUGCCAUUCUUGCUCCAGUGGCUCCGUGCCUGCUUAUCUUGUCCUUUAUUUUUGGUGCCCCUGCAUACCUCGAGAGGGCGAAUACUGGUCCUCUUUUUGUUCCCUCGAAUCCAGAAGUCCGACUCUUCCUCUUUUUUCUCAUUCCCGUUUUGCUCUUCCUUCGAAGGAAAAUUUGCACCACCCAUUCAUUCUCAUCACACAUCACGGUAGCUGCGCACGUUAUUGUUGCCCCGCCAACGAAGCAACGGAGAAGUUAUUGCGGAAGAGGUUUGGGGACGGAUCUGGUGGAUUCUGGCAGGAGAACCAUAGUGAAAGGCGUCUUCUGUCACUGACGGACCCAGGAAAAAAAGCAUUUCGCCGCUUUCGCCCUUUCUCUAUCGCCGACCUGCCGGUACCCGUGCCUUCGACGGGAUCGAGAAGCCUCGGUCACUGCUACAUGAAAUUCUAGGAUAGCCAAUUGGCCCGUUUCACUUAUUUAUCUUAUUUGUCCACAUUGCAUUGUUCUCUAAGAAGCCUACAAUAGGGCCUUUACUGGUCCCUUGAGUGCGCUCCCUGGAGACUGGGUACUUUUUGCUGCUAGGGAUCGGGUCAGCGGCAUCACUAGAUCUGGAGCCCGAGAAACUAAUGGAUCAACAACAGCAGCAUACUGAGCCAAGGAAUCCGUUUUCCGGUGAACCGGGCCAGCCGGCGCAGCCUUUGUCUGAGCCAAAGGCUGAUAAUACCAGUAGCCCUGAGAUGGAUUCGGUUGAGGGAAUGUCGAUGUCUGCUUCUAUGGACACACCCAUGGGGAACGCCCCGAAUUCUGGGUCAGGGUUGGGGCUCGGGGGUGCUGCCGGAGGAGUUCAACAACCCAAAGUGCAGACGGCAUUCAUUCACAAACUUUACAAGUAUGGAAUCCCUUACCGUUUGCUCUCCGGAUAAUAAGGCGGGAUCUUCCUGGUUAACGUGUUCUAGCAUGCUUGAGGAUGCAAAUAUCCAACAUUUAAUAUCCUGGUCACCGUCUAACGAGAGCUUUGUGGUAUCUCCCACUGGGGAGUUUUCGAAGGUCUUGAGGUAUUAACAUCACGAUCUCAUCAUCCCUUCCGGAAGAGGGCUGAUCAUAUGGGUGAAUUUAGUCAAUACUUUAAACACACAAAUAUAUCGUCAUUUGUUAGACAGUUAAACAUGUACGGAUUUCACAAAGGUCAAGAUCUCUUGCCUGGGGUCGAUAAUACUAUGCUGACGGGUGUGAUAUAGUCAAUGAUGUAUUUCACACUGGCUCUCCGGAUGCUACUUUGUGGGAGUUCAAGCACGGGAAUGGCAGCUUCAAAAGAGGGGACCUUGUUGGCCUUAGGGAUAUAAAAAGACGGGCGUCACGACACGCACUUAUUCACCGGGAUUCAUUCUCUGGGCCCAAAAGCGCUGUUGCUUCUGCUCCGGGAACUCCGGAUGAACGGCCUGGGGACUCAAUUGAUGGUCGAUUUAUGUCUAUUGAGCAGUCUUUGUAUGAAAUCAAUUCCCGACUUGCCCGCUCCGAGGACCACAAUGCGAUGUUAGGCAUUCGUCUUCAAACUGCUAUUGAAGGAUUGACCAGGUGCCACCAGGUGAGCCCCGAACCCCAUUUGUUAUCAGAUUCCCGUUUACUUUCCCUUGUCUUUCCUUCCGUUUUGCGUUUUCUGCUUUUGAUUAGUUUGCUGGGUGUGGUGGCCGCUCAUACGUAUAUAGUGGACAAUUGAUCUUUCGCAAUUUAUGACGAAUUUGUUCCCCUCCGAUGCCCCGAUAAUUCGCGAAAGUAAGCAAUCAAUGGUGCCCCCCCCCCUCCCCGGGAUAGUCGAGACUAACGGGCCGUGUAGUAAAUUCGAUGCAGAAAGAAAUAGAACGCCACACCCAGCUAUUAGAAGAGCCACAGGAGGUAUUGCUUCGUGAGCGCCAGCCUUUCCUAUCAUCAUUGACUAUCGAUAAUUCGGCCCCAUUGUCACCUCGGCAGCGCCCUAUGGAGGACGAAUCUCGACGCUCUUCCAUCACCGGACCUUUACGUCCAAGUGGUUAUUUUAGGGCACCACCACCACCGGUAUCGAACGCUCCUCGGCGUUUUGGGUCUGUGGGGCUAGCUGGAGGCUCUUCACCGAAUGCUCUGCGCCCUCAGCAGCCGUCCCAGCAACCACCUGCACAGCAUCCGUUGGCCUCUUUCCACUCGCCCCCUAGCCACCUUUCUCGUCGGCAUACAUCUGCGGAUAUCCGUUUGCAUGGAUGGCAGGCAAACUCACCAUUUAGUGGCAUGUCUGGUUCGAAUCAGUGGCCUCCCUCACCGAAUCGUAGCUCCAAUCUUCAGCAUGAUAACACUAGAGAAAUUCUGGCAAACUAUGAAAUACAACAACACAGGCCCCCAAACAACCCGGUGUUUACUUCCCAAACCACCCCGCCUCUUAGCGAAACGACCUCCAACAAUGGUAUUUCGGAUUCAAACUGGAGCUUCAGCGGAGGCGGGCCGAAAUUUCCACCGCAACGGGAGGCAGGGCACACUGCUCCACCGACCCGACGAUCUAGUCUCGCCUCCAGUAGUGUGCAUGCCCUAUUGAACCCGCCGGAUUCAAACUUGUCGGCGGAAGCCAGUAGGGAUGGAAUGUCGGAUUGCGAGCCGGAUGACCGAAAACGGAAGAGGCUUCAA